AUGGCAUCACCUCGACUCAGUUUUAGACAAAGUUUGGUUUCUCCACAUUCUAAGUUAUUAUCUACUGUUCCUUUAGUUGUGUUUUUAAGUGACCAAAAUGAAAUUAUACAAACUAUGAAAACAGUUCCACCAGCAACAAUGCUUGUUUGGGUUUUAACACCAACAAGUGAAUCAACAAAAGGAAUUACUAUUACAAUUAAAUAUUAUAAUUUAAUUUCACAUCACACAUUAUUCAAAGAUAGUAUUCUUACAACAUUAACAAAGAAAAAAAUUGGUAAUUCAAAACAAAUAGAAUAUAAUGUAUCUACUAAUGUUAAAGGAAUUACUAAUAAUAAUAUUAGAGUUGCCAUUAAUCAAUUCAUUUUAUAUCAACAACUUGUUCAAUUUCUUAUGAGAACUCAAUAUUUUAGUGAUUUACCUUCAAUGAAUAAAUUCCCUACUAUUCAUCCAGAUCCAACUUCUCCUCGUUUAAUUUGUCAAUGGAUUCAAGGAAUUAAAAGAAUUGAUUUAGAUGAAGAAAACGGUUCUUUAUUAUUAUUAAAUGAAAAACUUUCUAUUAUCGCUAGAUGUGAAACUGUUAAUAAUGCAAUUGAUGCAUUAAAACAAUACAUUAACCCUUCUCAACUUCCUAUUUCUCUUUCAACAGAAAUGUUCAAUAUAACUGAAAAAUUAAAUGAACUUCAUGCAAUAAACUAUUCUGAGUCUUUUGUUAUUAAAGAUGUAAUAAUGAUUUUACCCAAAUUUAUAAAUGAUUUAUGUCAUCAUCCAAUUAAUACUCUUGUUGAUUCCUUAGAAGUAUUAAUCAGUCGUGUUUUUUCUAAUUCUUUAAUUGAACAAAAGACUAUUAUUAAAAUGUUAUUUGAUCAUAUAAGAAUUCAUCCAAUUUGUGAUGGAAUUUAUCUUCUCAUUGGUAAAUUAUUGGAUAAGUAUACUAAAGCAUUUUGUACAGUUCUUCAAACAGAAAAGGUAGGAACUAUACUAACUGAAAAGAUGAAAGAAAUAUAUAAAAAUAUUUUUGGUGAUUAUACCUUUGAUGAAAAAUCAUUACCAUCAAUUAAAACUGUUAUUGUCAAAGAUGACAAUACACCAAUUAACUAUGAUGGUGUGGACAGAGGAUCAUCAAAACAAGUAAAAAGAAAAUCUAUAUUCUUCUCAAAUUCAUUGUUCCAAGAGGAUGAUACUUUCUUAAGAAGACAAAGUAGAAGUUUCCAAAGAGCAAUUACUCCUAGAAAAAUAGGAAAAGGAAAAGGUGAUGAACAACUAGAAUCAAAAAAUGAAAUGAGAGAUGAAGCAAGAAAAUUAGCUCAAGCAUUUUUUAAUGAAAGUCUUCCUUAUAUUCUUAAAGUAGAUCAAACUGGAGUUAAAAUAUUUAGUUCAAAAAAUGAGAAUGAAGCAUUUCUUGAUAACUUAACUUACAAACCUGGAUUUGAACAAUUAAAACAAGUAAUUAAAUUGGUUAGAUAUAAUAUAGUCAUAGAAGAAAAUCCUGAACUAAUCAAACAAAUUUGUUUCUUCCUUAUUCCAUCAGUAUCAUUAGGUUAUAAAGAUUGUUUUAAAGAAAUUACUGAUUCUAUGGAAGAUUAUUUUCAACAUAUUUAUACAUGUAAUAAAGAAAACAUUUUUAUGAAAGUACUAACUGACUGGGAAUUAAUUGUAGAAGAAUCAAAAUCAUUUAAUGCUUAUUUCUUCCGUAUUUUAUUAAAAAUCUUUAGAGUUUAUUUGAAAAUAGCUAGAUAUCAAACAAUUGGAUUAGGGUUAUCAGAAAGAGUUUUAAUGCCGAUUUCUUUAUGUCUUCAACGUCCACAAACAGAAUGUUAUUUAGAUUCUCAGUAUGACCUUUUAAUAGAAGUUGGUCGUUGUUUUAAGAUUUUUAAUAAUAAAUGUUUAAAUGAAACACACUCAGUUCAUGCAAUUCAACAAAUUUAUUCACCAAAAGAAAUUAGUAAAUUGGCAAUGGCAUGUGCAAAAAGAUAUCUUAUUGACUAUGAAAAAGAAACAUCAAAUUAUCAUGAAAAUGUUAACAAAUUACUUGGAAAGAAACGAGAAUAUACCAUUCUUUAUUUCCAAGUUCUUGUUCGUUUAUUACAAGUCUUUGACCAAAAAUCUCUUCCAAAUAAUCAAAAUUAUACAUCAGUUCAAGAAAAUUUAGAAAAUCUAGUAGUCCCACCAAAUGGAUUUCUUUUUAGAUUUUUAAGAGAUGAAACUGUUUUAUUUGGAGUUGAUGCUAAAGUUACUGCACUCUCUUUUUUUACAUAUUUCUUUAGUGUAAAUUCACCAAUUAUCAGAAGAAAGUCUGUUGUUAAUGAAUAUAUUCGAUUUGCAUUUAAAUUAUUUAUUAAAAUAUAUUACAAAGACACUUGGACUGACGAUGAUAUUAGAGUAUUAAUUGGUGCUUUGAAAAUGUUAAAUGGACUUGCAGCACAUAAAACUGAGUUUAGUAGACAAACCUUUUUUAGAUUAGGUUUAUUCUCAUUAUUAUUACACGAAGUUAUGUUAGAAUUUAAUAUGAGUUGGAAUAAUUCUCAUGAAGAAGAAACGGGGAUUUUUGACGCUUUUAAACAACAACCAAAAAAACAAUUAGAACAAACAAAAACACAAACAAAACGUAUUGCUGGAAGAAAGAAUAUGAAAGUUAAUAUUCCUAGACUUUGUGUAAAUGCUAGUCCAACUAAACCACUUUCUCCUCGUAAAUUUGAAACAAAACUAGAUGAGGACACUAAAAAGGAUGGAAUCACUCAAUUAUCACCUCGAAUUAUAUUGGAAACUUCUAAAUCAAGAUCUCCAAACACAAACAAUGUAUUGGAUGGAAAACUUCAAUCACCUUCUGCUGAUACUCAGUCUCAAGAAAUUCAAAAAACUAUCACAGUCCAUAAGAAAAGACUAACUUUGACUGAUGAAUGUUAUAAACCAUCAAAGAAAAACACACCUACUUCUGAUAAUAGAUCUGAUAGUCUUUCUCCAGACCCUCAAUAUUUCCAGGUUGUAGAAACCCCAAAAGAACAUGAAACAAUUUAUAACACUCCUCCUAUUGAAAGCCCUGGUAAAACUCCUCCUAUUGACGUCAUUAAGAAAGGGACUAAGACUCCUAUGCGUUUGUCAUUAGUAAAAGUUCCUGGAAUCAUUACUGUCAGUCCUCCUGAUUCAUCUCGUUCAAGUCUAAGAAGUUCACUUGAAGCAGGUAGUUUUUUUAUUCCUUGCAAGUUAGAAGAUGAGACACAACACAAAACAUCUCCAAUAACGUCAUGUAAAGAUAUUUCUAUUCCAUUGAAUAAUUUUGAAGAAUCAGUCAUACGAGAAGAAGAGUCUAAGAAGAGAGAGUCAGUUAAUCCAACAUCCAAUAAUACAAAGAUAGUUGAAACAACAAAUGAAGAACCUCAAUCAAGUGCUUCAAGUGAUAAACCAAAGGAUACAAAAGUUAAAGAAGAAACAAAAAAAGAAAUUACGCCUCCUGCACGAAAAAAGAGACCACCACCACUUAAAAUGGUUCCAGCUAUUAGAAAAUCUAUUGAUAACUCAGGAGCUGGAACGUCAUCAGUAUCAGGAAGUACAACUAAUAGUUCUAAUGGAUUAUUGACACAAGUAGAACAGAAAUUUAAGGAAACAGGGAAGUUACAUCUUAUUCUUGAUAAGAUGAUGUUUGAAAAAACAAAUACAGAAGUAGUAAAAGUUGAUGAACAUUCGUAUGAAAAUAUGAGAAAAACAAGAAGAAUUUAUGUUAAUAGUGAUGUACAUAAAGAGAUAUUAAUGUUAUUGUUUAAUUUAAUAGUGAUGGAGAAUGGAGUAUUAGAUCCAUUAUAUACUGAUCAAUUUCCUGAUUUAAAAGGUAUGAAAGAUGCAUUAUUUAUUUUGUCAUGUCAUUUAGAUCGUAGUUCAAAUAGAGAAAUAGCAAAACAAUUGUUCUGUCAAGAAUCAUUAAAUCCAGGAAUUCAAGAGUUAUUGAGGUUAUUAUCACAACAAUUUUUUGAUAUGUCAAAGUACUCUAUUAUUAAAGUAAUUGGAGAGGGAGCAUAUGGAGUAUGUUCUGAAGCAUUAGUAAAAUAUGGUACAGAUUUAACAUUAAAUAAAGUUGUUAUCAAACAAAUUAAAAUCUCUGAGUCACCUAAGGCAAGAAGUGUUCUUCAUGAUAUUUUUAAUGAAAUUCUUAUUCUUGAAAGACAUUGUAGAGAUGAAAGGGUUUCACAUUUAUUUGAAUAUGGAUAUAAUGAAGGAUUUUAUAACAUUGUUAUGUAUCAAUAUUCUGCAUCAUUAGGGUCAUGGAGAAGAAAUUUACAACCAUCAACAUCAAAUACAAGAAUUCAUUUAUUAUUAAAUAUUUACAAAGAAGUAUUACGAGUUUGUCAAGUUUUAAAUCAAAGAAUUAUUCAUUUUGAUAUUAAAUGUGAAAAUUUCUUAAUUGAACCAUUACCUGGAGUAUCAUUAGAAACAGUUAAUAAUCCACAAACAGAAAUUCCACCAUUUAAAUUAUGUCUUGCUGAUUUUGGAGAGGCAUGUGUUUAUCGUAAUGAUAAAGAAGCAAAUACAACUAGACAUCGUGGAACAGAAUCAAUUAAACCACCAGAAAUGUUAAAAAUGGACUUAGCAGGAGGAAUGCCUGUAAAUGCAUCAUGUGAUAUCUGGGCAUUAGGUUGUUUGUUAUAUGAGUUAUAUACAUCAAAAAUGCUUUUUGCAAUUGCUGAUGUUGGAGAAUUUUAUUUUAGAGUAUUAAAGAGUGAAGAAUUAUUAACUGAAGAAAAUAAAGAAUUACUUGGAAAUAAUGAGUAUUUAAUUGGAUUUCUUGAAUUUGUAUUAAAUAGAGAUCCAACAAAACGACCUCAAAUAUCUGCAUUAGCACAAAGAUUUGAUGAAGUAAUUGAAAAAUUUAAAAAAGAUAAUAAAAAAGAUUUACUUAAAGCAAAAAAAUGGGAAAAGAAUAGAAAGAUGUUAGAAAGAAAACAAUACGAACAAAUUGAAGAAGAAAAUAUUCAAUUAAAGAAAGAUAUUGAUAUUAAAAGAGGAAUAGAAGUUGUUAAUUUUGAAGAGUCUAAACAAGUGUUCAAAUAUUUUAAUAAUAUUCUAUUUGGUGGAGAAAUGAAUGAUGAAGAAGUAUAUAAAAGAGGAAUUAAAUAUGUUAUGCAUUUUGGAGAAGAAUUACCAACAUCACUUUCACUUACUGCUAUGAACUAUCCUAUUCCAAAAACAGUUGAAGAAAUGAUUAAAUUAUUUUCACGAAUUAUUGAAGUAUUAAGGGAAUUUGUUGUAUCAAAAAGGGCUGUUUAUAUUUGUGGAGAUAAAGGAUAUAUGCCAGCUGCUUUGUUACUUGGAUUUACAAUGCAAAAACAUUACUUAUCUGAAUAUGAAUCUUAUCUUUACAUUCAAAAAGUAUGUCCAUAUGUUAGACUUCAUGAAUCAGUUUUAAGUGGAUUAAAAUAUUUUGAAAAGAAUCCAAUUCCAUCAAUUUUCAGUGGCAAUGAUAAAUUAAGACAUUUCCAUUGUUUAUGUGGAAUUGUUGAUAUAGUUUUAACUCAACCUAUUGAUGAAGAAUUAGUUAGAAAUUGUAGAUGUGAAGCAGAUGGUAAAGAAUCUUGUCCUAAUCGUCACAAUGGUUGUAGAAUCUUUUUAGAAACAAUGAAAGAAAAAUCAUCAUAUGAUGCAAUAUUUAUGAAAUGGGUUGGAGUAAAACAAAAGAAUGUUGUGGGAAUGAAGAAUCUUUUAAAUGUUGUGAAUGUAUUACCAUCUUCUGGUAAAAGUGCAAAGAUAUAUUCUUGUAAGAGUUGUGGAUUCAUUAUGUUUGCCAUUCCUAAGAAAGGAUUAGAAAAGAAGUUUUCAACAAAUGGUAAAGGUUAUGAUUUAUUUAUAGUGGCUAAUAAUGCUGGAAUAGAACUGUUCUAA
Entamoeba dispar SAW760 is the source of this 5868-nucleotide messenger RNA. RefSeq lists its product as uncharacterized. The transcript is spliced from 3 exons. Gene Ontology annotation, biological process: protein phosphorylation. Gene Ontology annotation, molecular function: ATP binding; protein serine/threonine kinase activity. Lineage: Eukaryota; Evosea; Mastigamoebida; Endamoebidae. The record is from RefSeq and is a predicted model, not a curated record. Gene Ontology annotation, cellular component: cytoplasm. The coding region runs from base 1 to 5868 and encodes 1955 amino acids.